AGAAGAUUGUUGUUUAUUAUGCUCUCGACUCUAUCCAGAGUUAAGAUCCCUAGUAGACAAAUCGUUUGCGUUAGUCGGUUGAUCACCCACGGAAGUGAUGUAUACCGCUGUUAUCACCUCGUUCCAGAACGCCAGAAGAGGAAUUUUAUGACGACUCCUCCCAGGCAAGGGCUUUUUGGAGCUCUUAUACUCGUCGGUGGGUGUGCGUGGACGUACAACUAUUUUAAGAGAAUGAGUUAUUAUCAACGUGGUAUGGUGCCUCCUCCUCCGGAACCCUUUCUUGUAGUCGUUGGUAAGGCUUUUAUAUUCCUAAUGACUCUUCCCUUCUCUUUGCCUAUGAUGUUAAUGAGACUGCGAGAAAGGUUUUCUAAGAAUUCUCAGUCUCAGUACUGGAAUCCAUUUGGGGGAGAGCAGGAACAGGAUUACCAGAACUAUCAGAACUAUCAGAACUACCAGAACUAUCAGAACUACCAAGACCGUCAAAAUCACCAAAACUACCAAGAUGGAGCUCAGUAUAGCUCAAAUAGCUCAAAUCAGGGAUAUGGAAAACGCAUGGUGUGGACUUAUGUUCCUGGCUUCGGCUGGCGUUAUACCGAAGUGAAUUUCGGCCCGGAGGAGGGAAGGAACUAUUCAAACUCACACAACUACCAAGAGUUCUACCAAAACUUUGAAGACUUCUUCAAAAACUCAUACGAACAGUAUUAUAAUCAGCACAGACAGGGACAACAACAACAACAACAACAACAAGGGUGGAGUUAUGAAGAUUUCUUCAAUGGAGGGAAAUCUGGAAUGACUCGGCAAGAAGCUUACAAGGUUCUAGGAUUAAAGUAGACGUUCUUUGUACUAAGGACAUAGGCCGAAUGCAACGAAGCAGGAGAUUAAACUCGCUCACAAAAAGAUGCUCAUGAAGUAUCAUCCGGAUCAUGGAGGCACUACAGAGAUGGCAAGCAAGAUUAACCAAGCUCGUGAUGUUCUUUUAGGCCUGAAUUA
This is a messenger RNA of Blastocystis hominis, 990 nucleotides long. RefSeq lists its product as hypothetical. The coding region runs from base 19 to 831 and encodes 270 amino acids. Lineage: Eukaryota; Bigyra; Opalinata; Blastocystidae. The record is from RefSeq and is a predicted model, not a curated record. The transcript is spliced from 4 exons.